Molecule: messenger RNA, 1639 nt
Organism: Ziziphus jujuba (common jujube)
Lineage: Eukaryota; Viridiplantae; Streptophyta; Magnoliopsida; Rosales; Rhamnaceae
Exons: 3
Coding region: 983-1639 (218 amino acids)
Source: RefSeq, a predicted model, not a curated record
CUAGGUCACUAUUCAUAUGCUAUUAUUCAUGGGUGGUGGAAUAGCUGGCAAUAGUAUGAAUUAUUGGUCUGACCCUUAUCCUUUUGGAGUUCCGAUAUAAGGCUCUACCAACCACUUCCCUCAUCUCACAGUGGUUGCAAGGACUUACCAGAUUUAUCCAACAAUAUCGGUCAGUCGAAUCACUUGUCUUUCCUGAUUUGAUUUCCUUUCUAUUUUUGGUCCUAUUUCAUUGGAAUUGUGUGCAUGAAUUUCAAGUACUUCGAUUUUGAUUUCAUGUUAUUAAUUAAUUCUAACACUUUAAUGUGGUACUAAAAGAAAAAUAUGGAGAAAGAGGAGCCUUGCAAUAUAGAGAGAGAUGAGAAUAACGCACUACUUUAGCACAAAGAAGAGAUUGCAGCAUGUAAUAUUAAACAAGUAAUUAUGAUUGGAUCCUUGCAAUUGGGAGGGGAUCCAUAUAGUAACAUGGGAGAAAAGGAGGCCUGCCUUGAUGAGUCAGUCAUAAUCGACUUUCCAGUGGAAUUAGAACCUGACCUGAAUACAACAUUGUUGUAACAGUGCCUAGGUAGUUGCAUAUGGAGUUGUUGUCAGCUGACCAAGUCAUUAGAAUAUUUGUUAUGCAGUUAGCUGACCAUGUCUUUAGGAUAUUUGUUAUUAUUUAUGCUGUUAUGCUGUUUUACUUGUUAAUAGCUAGAAAUUAGGAAGCUGUUAGUCAUGCCUUGUGUUUAGGAAAUAUUUUUGUUUUUUUGUUAAAUGUUAGCUCUAUAUAAAGAGUAGUGCAGUGAAUAAAAAAUAUAUUCUGGUCUUCAAUAUUUUAGCUGGUGUCUUAUAACUACAAAUUGGUAUCAGAGCUAUUUUUCUUGAGGGAUCUGUGAGCUAAGCCAUCUCUUGAGGGAUCUGUGAGUUGAGUGAAUCUAAACACAAACCCAGAAACACAAACCAAAACCAGUAACUUAAAAGACCAGAAACACAAAAACCUUUAGAAAUGGAAGCUGAAACAACAUUUUCUCAUAUUGCUCCACCAAUUUUUAAUGGGGAUAACUAUCAGGCUUGGGCUAUUAAAAUGAUGGUCCAUCUUGAGGCAUUAGAUCUUUGGGAGGCUGUAGAGGAGGACUAUGAUGUUCUACCAUUGCCAGAAAAUCCAACGAUAGUACAACUAAAGACUCACAAAGAGAGGAAGACAAAGAAGUCCAAAGCUAAAGCAUGUCUAUUCUCUGCUGUUUCAAGCACCAUAUUUACAAGAAUCAUGAAUCUACAGACAGCAAAGGCUAUUUGGGAUUAUCUCAGAAGCGAAUACCAAGGCAAUGAAAGAACCAAAAACAUGAAAGUGCUUAACUUGAUCAGGGAGUUUGAAAUGCUGAAAAUGAAGGAGACAGAAACCAUCAAAGACUACUCUGACAAGUUGCUGGGCAUAGUAAACAAGGUGAGGUUGCUGGGUAAGGAUUUUUCUGAUGAACGAAUUGUACAAAAAAUUCUUGUGACUUUGCCUGAAAAGUACAAAUCUAAAAUUUUUUCAUUAGAAGAAUCUAAGGAUUUGUCAAGUAUAUCCUUGGCAGAAUUAGUAAAUGCAUUGCAGGCCCAAGAGCAAAGGAGGAGGCAAAGACAAGAAGGACAGCAAAAAGAAGUACAGCAAGAAAACUGA